AAUGAAUAAGAAGGUGGGCGUGAUCUUACCGGAUGUGGUCCUUGCGAUCUCAGUCCCUCCUACACCUGCGUUAACCAUCUGCUACCAAAACAAAUCGCCUGUUGCCAUUAACAGCCUUAAGCGACGUUAUUUGGGCGGUGAUCUAGUGUCGUUAACAGCGUGGACCAGAGUCGUCUGGUGUCGGCUGGUUCUCGCUUUGCUGCUGUAGGGGUUUGUUUGCGACGCUAGGUGGCUAGCUGAAGCUGACAAGCUAUGGCGGAGGUCCCAGGUACUUCGAGUGAGACGAUAACAGAGACGGUGCAGGCAGACACACCGCCGCCUCCUCAGCAGGAGGGACGGAGCCUGACUAUCAAGCUAAGGAAAAGGAAGACCGAGAAAAAGGUGGAGUGGUCCAGUGACACCGUCGACAAUGAACAUCUUGGCAGGAGGUCCUCCAAGUGUUGCUGUGUAUAUGAAAAGCCACGCCAAUUUGGACAGUCUUCUUCAGAAAGUGAGGGAGAAGAUGAUGAAGGCUGUGGUAGUGCACACUGUAUUAUGGGACAUGGAAGGAAUAGGCAUGGACAGAGUGGCGGUGGUGACUCCACAGCGCCUCCUAGUUCUGGAGGACCUAACACCCAUUAGUAGUCUCCUUGUAAGACUGCAUAUGAAAGAGAUAAGGCUUCUGAUAAUGAUAAUACAAACAGAUCUAGUUAUUACCACUCACAUUUUGUCACUCUAAUGGUAGAAAUGAGAAUAAAGGAGUAUAAGAAACCAAAAUAGAACCAGAAUAAUGCAGUACCUGAAAAAGAUGGGGAGCAUUUUUUCUUUA
Paramormyrops kingsleyae is the source of this 808-nucleotide messenger RNA. It is a transcript of the gene ppp1r11, whose product is annotated as protein phosphatase 1, regulatory (inhibitor) subunit 11. Gene Ontology annotation, cellular component: nucleus. Gene Ontology annotation, molecular function: protein phosphatase 1 binding; protein serine/threonine phosphatase inhibitor activity. Lineage: Eukaryota; Metazoa; Chordata; Actinopteri; Osteoglossiformes; Mormyridae. The record is from RefSeq and is a predicted model, not a curated record.